AUGUCCGCUCGUCUUCCUCUUGCGCGCCUUUCUGGUCAGCGCCUAACGACCUUGUCCCGGGCCACUCGGACGACCAGCCGGUUGAGCGGAGCCCAGGGUCUGUCAACUCUGACGCGCACCAAUGCCUUCCCAAGAGCCUCUGGCUUGUUGCAGGUGUCCUCGGGCAACAAUGUUUCGCGCAACCUUGCUCCCUUCGUGGGCUCCCAAAUCCGCACAUAUGCCGACUCUAUCGUCAAGGUCCCCCAGAUGGCCGAAUCGAUCACAGAGGGUACUUUGAAGCAGUUCUCCAAACAGGUUGGCGACUACGUUGAGCGCGACGAGGAAAUUGCUACCAUCGAGACCGACAAGAUUGACGUCUCCGUGAACGCCCCCGAGGCUGGUACCAUCAAGGAGCUCCUUGUGAAUGAGGAGGACACCGUGACCGUCGGUCAGGACCUGGUCAAGCUGGAGGUCGGCGGUGCCGCUCCCGAGGCCAAGAAGGAGGAGUCUGCUUCCCAGGAGCCCAAGGCGCCUGCCUCCACCGAGAACGAGAAGCCCAAGGAGGCUGAGAAGCCUAAGGAGACCCCCAAGGAAGCUCCCAAGGAGUCCUCUAAGCCCGCCCCUCCCAAGAAGGAGUCUUCUCCCAGCAAGCCCGAGUCUUCCAAGUCCUCCCAAUCCGAGUCCAAGCCCGCCAUUGGCGGUCGCGAGGAGCGUCGCGUCAAGAUGAACCGCAUGCGUCUGCGUAUCGCCGAGCGUCUGAAGCAGUCCCAGAACACUGCUGCCUCGCUGACCACCUUCAACGAGGUUGACAUGUCCUCCCUCAUGGAGUUCCGCAAGCUCUACAAGGACGAGAUCCUCAAGAAGACUGGUGUCAAGCUUGGAUUCAUGAGCGCCUUCUCCCGUGCUUGUGUUCUGGCCAUGAAGGAUGUUCCCGCCGUCAACGCCUCCAUCGAGGGCCCCAACGGCGGUGAUACCAUUGUCUACCGCGACUACGUUGACAUCAGUGUUGCCGUCGCGACCGAGAAGGGUCUGGUUACCCCCGUAGUUCGCAACACUGAGACCAUGGAUCUGGUUGGCAUUGAGCAGGCUAUCGCCGAUUUGGGCAAGAAGGCUCGCGACAACAAGCUGACCAUCGAGGAUAUGGCCGGUGGUACCUUCACUAUCAGCAACGGUGGUGUCUUUGGUUCCCUGAUGGGCACACCCAUCAUCAACUUGCCCCAGACCGCUGUCCUGGGUCUCCACGCUAUCAAGGAGAAGCCCGUUGCCAUCAACGGCAAGGUUGAGAUUCGCCCGAUGAUGUACCUUGCCCUCACCUAUGACCACCGUCUUCUUGAUGGUCGUGAGGCCGUUACUUUCCUUGUCAAGGUCAAGGAAUACAUUGAGGACCCCCGCCGCAUGCUUCUCGGCUAA
This is a messenger RNA of Penicillium diatomitis, 1389 nucleotides long. RefSeq lists its product as uncharacterized. NCBI's taxonomy places the organism in Eukaryota, Fungi, Ascomycota, Eurotiomycetes, Eurotiales, Aspergillaceae. The record is from RefSeq and is a predicted model, not a curated record. Gene Ontology annotation, cellular component: oxoglutarate dehydrogenase complex. Gene Ontology annotation, biological process: tricarboxylic acid cycle. Bases 1 to 1389 code for a protein of 462 amino acids. Gene Ontology annotation, molecular function: dihydrolipoyllysine-residue succinyltransferase activity. The transcript is spliced from 11 exons.